AUGGCCGACACCAUCAGCAGAAGCGACACCGUCGGCUCUCUGCUGGCCCACAUUGCCACUGCCCUGCAGGACGCUCUGCGCAUACUCAUGUUUGCCGACAAACGAAGCUGGGGCCGUGGCGAGUUCGAACAGGUGCGCGUCCUCGAGGAGACCCUGGCCGAAGCCAAGCGCGACUUCCAGGCCAUGGCGCCGCUCGUGAAUGGCCAGUUCUAUUACGAAAACGACAGGAGGACCGAAUCCAUAAGAGAGCUCCGAGCUCUGCGCGCACAAUUCGACCGCCACGCCCAGACAUUCAAGGACUGGCUCCGUACUGGCGGACCUGUCAGUCCACUAUGGGCUCGCGAGACAGUGGAUCUGGGUCGCCAACUGCACCGCGCGCAGUGCCGAGCCGCCCGCCGCAUCUACAACGCCGAGCAUGAGGAUGGCGGCAGUGGUGCGCGCUGUCUGGGUGCUUUUCUGGUGUACCGCCGCCUGCGCGAACAGGAGGAACGCCGGACGCGGACGCGCAGCCGCCCACCCCUCGAGCGGGUUCCUACCUGGAAGCGUCAGCAGAUGCAAAUGCAGAAGCGCGAAGAGCAGCGAUACGCCGGCCGUGAGCAGCUGAGCCGCGCCAGCAGCCAAGACGACGGCGAUAUCGAGCUGUCCGGACUUCCGCCACUGGAUCCGGAGAUGGACGCAAAAAAGGCGACAUCUACGAUCGUCGCGGAAGAGACGGCAGGCUCAUCGUCGUCGUCGUCGCCGUCACCAUACGGCACAAAGCCAAGGCUCAGCCUCGAAGACCUCGUGCCCGACUGCAAUGCUGUCGGCACCUUUGAGCGCUUUGGCGACCAGGAUGUCGUCUUUAUCUGCGACUUCUGCGACGGCCACAUCGUCUGGGAAGAUGUCCACCGCCUGCCACAUACGCGAACAAAUGCCUUGUCGUAUUCGGCCGAUCCCUUGUCACCGUCGGAAUCGGAACCACGGCUUCCCUUCACAACCCAGGACACACAGCGGCCUCCAGUAGCAGCGCCACCAAGCCCUCGCGGCCCAGACGACUACCCCCGCUGGCAGGCCACGGCCAUGGCCUUGUCCAAUAGAGACAAGGAGCGGACGAUCGUCUUUCCCCCGUUGGCAAUCGCCAACCAUCUCCCACCCACAGGCGGCGACUGGGAGGCGCGGCUAUGGUGCCCCUACUGCGACGAGUACAUGUACUACGACAGUGCCGAGGGCGACAACACCAAGUACGCUCAGGGCGAGUUUGGCUUUCUCAGCCUCAACGCUUUCCAGGAGCAUCUGGAGUGGUAUCACACGGCGCUCCCGAUCCCAGCCCUUCCCGUGUCCUCGAACAGCUGCGCGGUGAUGUAG
This is a messenger RNA of Grosmannia clavigera kw1407, 1344 nucleotides long. RefSeq lists its product as uncharacterized. The coding region runs from base 1 to 1344 and encodes 447 amino acids. The transcript is spliced from 2 exons. The record is from RefSeq and is a predicted model, not a curated record. Lineage: Eukaryota; Fungi; Ascomycota; Sordariomycetes; Ophiostomatales; Ophiostomataceae.